UAAUCUGUAUGUUGGAGCCCUACUGAAGAUUAACAACAAAGGCCUUCAACACAGUGACUCAGAAUUGUUCUUGAAGAUGGAAAACCAACUGGACAACUUGCCUCAGUCAGCUAGCCUCUCACACAUGGAACCAUACCUUGCCCAUUCAGUGAUUCCUGCAUCAAAGAUGGAGAGAGUCCCUGAAUCAGAUAGUGCCAUCAUGGAGCUUCUUGACCACAGAGAGGAAAUUAAGGAGAGCUCAAGAAUGGGCAUGCAUUCAUCUGAAAAACAGUCUGGGCUACAAGAAGGAGGAGGAGGAGGAGGAGGAGGAAGAAAGACAAUGAUGCCAGAAAAAAACAGCAAGCCAUCUAAGGCCACCAAUCUUAAUAUGGCUGGAAACAUCUUAGAGGACAAAGUGAUGACACGAAGGAAGAAACCUGUAUUGGUGGGAACAGGAGCAGUAGCAAAAGUCCAGAAAAAGAGUCGCAAGAAAGAGGAACACCAAAGCCGGACGGAAUUUGUUGUAGGGAAACCAAGAUGGAAAAAAGCCCUUGGGAAAACAGUUACUUAUUCCAAGGACAAGCCAGCAGAUGUCAGAAGAUCAGAGACUCCCGAGGAACCAAACCAAGAUGAAGAAAAAGCGGAUGCAAAUGGUGAAGUGGAGCAGAUCCGUUCUCUUGUAGAAGAAGGAGGAGGAAGAGAAGAAGAAAUGGGAAGCACUGCUGAUCAAAGCCCUCCUCCUUCCAGCCCUCUCAUGGAAGAACACCCCUUGCCACUUGAGGAAGACCAGCCUUCUGCCAAAGAGUUUCUCCAUCCUUCUAGGCCUCAUCCAGAUCUUGCUAAUGAGAUGGCCACUGUUUCCCAUCCAAUAGUCUCCACUGCAAAUGGGCCCCAGCUUGAUGCAGUUCAAAGCAGUGAGCUUCCAGAAGAUCCCCCUCAGAACGAAGAGGAGGAGAGACGAUCAUGGGAACAGAUAAUAGCCGAGAGGGCAGAGAAAAGGCGGCUGGCGGUAGAGAGAAGGCGGAGGGAGCAGGAGGAGCAGAAGCGGAAAGAGCAAGAGCAGCAGGAGCGGAUGGAGAGAAUGAAGGAAGGAAUGGAAGAGGAGCAGCGGAAGAGGAGGGAGGAGAUGAGUCUAAGGAAACAGCAGCUAGAAGAAGAGCGCCAGCGUCAAGAGGCGGAGGCAACAAGGCAGUGGGAAGCUGAGAGGGCAGCCCAAGAACGGGCAAGGCGGCAACUGGAGGAACACCGCAGGAAACUUCUAGAAAUGCAGAAGAAAAAGCAGGAGGAAGAACAAGAACGCUCAGAAGUGGAGAAGCAUAGACAGAAAGAAAGGGCAAUGUGGCUGGAAGAGGAACGCCGAUGUUUAGGUGAGAUGGCAGAAGAGCAGCGCUUGGAGUAUGAGACCAGGAAGUGGGAAGAAGAAGAGCGAGCGAGGCGUGAGGCUGAGGAGAGAAGGAAAAGAGCUGAGGAAGAGGCUAGGAUUGCUUUAGAGGAAGCGAGGAAGCUAGCCUUAUCACUGGCAAGACAAAGAGCAGCGUUGGAAAAGGAACAGCAAUUCCAAUAUAAGUUGUUUGUGGAAGCCAGGGGACUAGAGCGAGGGCAGGAGAUUUCACGUCCAUGGGUUUAUUCGUAUUUCCAGCAUGCUUUUUUAAAAGUGGGAGAUGAAGAUUAAACUGCGAGUACUUUCCCCCCCAACAACAUGCAACCAGGAAGCUGCCUUUUCUCAUCCUACCCCUUCAGCAUCCUAUUCCUCACUGUUAAUUCAGAGGCGGCUAUCCAUUUAAAUCCACACGUUAGAUGAGAACUGCUGCAUUCUGACUGGCCAUCUUACAGAGUGCAAGUCGAAAUGUAAAAGCCCUUUCCAAGCCCUCUUUAAGCAACAAGCAAUAGAAGAAAUGGCCUCAUCUGGACAACUGAACUAUUUUGGACAUUUGCAAUUAUUUGCUGGAAAGAAGAACUAAACCUUUCAUAAGACUGGGGAUCAGAGAAAUGAGCUGUUAAUGAAGUCUAAUGAAAGUUGCAAGUCAGCUACUCUCCUUUAUUCCAGAACAGGGAGAGAAAACCAGUGACCUGUAGGCAACAUGUCUGGGGCCUCAGCCAUUAGUAUCACACAUCUCUCUUUAGGUCAAGGAUGGGGAACCUGUGAUGCUCCAGAUGUUGUUGGACUCCAGCUUCCUUCAUCCCUGAACAUUAACCAUGCUAGUAGCAUGGAUGGCAGUUGGAGUCCAACAACAUCUGGAAGGUCACAGGUACCCUCUUUGCUCUAAGCAAUGCAAAGCCAAGCAGAGAAGCCCCCACACUCUUAUGUGUUCCCUUGUCCAUAUGCAAGGGACUAGUGUCACAAGGGGAUAGGUUGGGAAACAUAUUGUGAUUCUUCUUUCCAUGGCCAAACCACAGCUGUAGCAUGUUGGGGGUGGAGAGAGGAAGAAGAGUGACCCACAGAUUAUUUCCCCUUCCUUAAUUAAGUCCCACCUCUUGGGCCCCUUUUUUAUUGGAUAUUAGUAGUAUUAAACACUUAUCUUGUCCUUCCUCCCAAAGGGAGUCCACGGCGGCGUGCUCCCUGCAGUCCCACUCUCAUAUUGGUUAAGUCACUUCCUCAUUUUGUAGCUAGUGUCUUCUCUGAGUGCAGGCAGCUAUUUUCUGUUGCCUGGAGUCCUAGGCUGCUACAGAAGAAUAACCUUUAGCCUCCUGAGCACUAUGACAGUCCUCUCCUUUGGAGUGCAUGAAUGAUCUUGGGCCUGUAGAGCAAGGGGGUGCAUACAUUGUCUGUUUUUAUAUGACAUCUCUGUUCUAGGCCAUGCACUUGUUCCUGCAUCUUAGGGGUGCCAAAGGUGAGGAAGGCAGAAGAGAGAUCAACAGCAAGGUUCAAAGGCCUUUUAGAUCUGUUCAAGAUUAAAUUGUACUAAAGAAAUGCACUUUAUAGUGCAUUAUAUAGUAUAGAAAUGCAUUAAAGUUACCUAUAAUCAUAAUCAGAAAUAUAGAUGUGCCCAAGAAAUAAUCAGAUGAUGUGAUGGGGCAGGGAAGAGACUAUCCCUUCCCUUCCAUAAAUGGUGCCUUGCUUCAGAUUUUCUUGGUUCAGGUGCAUAAGGCUUUUUAUUCAAGAGCCACUCUAAGAAUGGACAUCAUGUUCUCCAGAAUGAUUGCUGCAGUGGGACAUUUCAAAGUUUCACUCACAUAAAUCUCUCUCAUUAGUUGCCAGCUUUUUGAUCCUGGCCCUCCAUCUUAUUUUAUUACAGAGAAUUUGUAGCGUGAUUUUAAAUACAAGAUUU
Messenger RNA from Rhineura floridana, 3248 nucleotides. RefSeq names its product KIAA2012 ortholog. The coding region runs from base 77 to 1651 and encodes 524 amino acids. The transcript is spliced from 9 exons. NCBI's taxonomy places the organism in Eukaryota, Metazoa, Chordata, Lepidosauria, Squamata, Rhineuridae. The record is from RefSeq and is a predicted model, not a curated record.